Molecule: messenger RNA, 450 nt
Organism: Fraxinus pennsylvanica
Lineage: Eukaryota; Viridiplantae; Streptophyta; Magnoliopsida; Lamiales; Oleaceae
Source: the annotation of a GenBank genome assembly
AUGUUCCAUACAAAGAGGUUUUCAUUUGCACCUCCAAAAGGAUUAGCAGUCGCAGAAAAAGAUUCAAGCAGGUCACUUCUUACCACACUAGAGGGGAGCAGACCAAGAUCUCUUUGUCAACAUCUUGCAUGUCUUGACUUAUGCGUGGUAAGUGAGAGUAAUGUUGAUACAUGGCGACGAGCUGCAUUAUUGGAAUUGACUGGCAGGACUUAUAGAAAAGUAAUAGCCGUAUGCUUGAGGCUAUUGGAACAAUUCACCAUAAAUUUGUCUAGAGGUCUACAAAACACUUCAAUGGAUAAUAACCCGUCGCAGUUGUCUGAUCCAUUGUGCUCACUAGCCAAACAGUUUGAAGAAUUGGAAAUCUAUGAAUCAUUUUAUGAUUCCCAGGUACGAGUCAAUAAUUCAAUGAUCCAGUCAACUAGUUUCGGAAAUGAUAAACUAUGCAUAUGA